Messenger RNA from Fukomys damarensis (Damara mole-rat), 8488 nucleotides. RefSeq names its product ubiquitin specific peptidase 24 (gene Usp24). NCBI's taxonomy places the organism in Eukaryota, Metazoa, Chordata, Mammalia, Rodentia, Bathyergidae. The record is from RefSeq and is a predicted model, not a curated record. The coding region runs from base 1 to 7704 and encodes 2567 amino acids. Gene Ontology annotation, biological process: protein deubiquitination. Gene Ontology annotation, cellular component: nucleus; cytosol. Gene Ontology annotation, molecular function: cysteine-type endopeptidase activity; cysteine-type deubiquitinase activity. The transcript is spliced from 68 exons.
AUGGGUGUCGCGGGAAGGAUCGAGGGCGCCAAGUCGAGGGUGCCUGGGGGAAACUUGGGGUCGCGUGGUGGUCACGGGCGACUCUGCUUCCGGAGUGGGACACCUCGGACCGGGUGCAGGCGGCGGAGUAGGCCCGGGAUGGGCGCCGGGCCGGGGGUCGCGAGGAAGAAUGAUGAAAAUGGAAACUGCUCAGGGGAAGGAAUUGAAUUCCCUACAACAAAUUUAUAUGAACUGGAAAGCCGUGUUUUGACUGAUCAUUGGUCCAUUCCUUACAAGCGAGAGGAAUCACUAGGCAAAUGCCUAUUGGCGUCUACCUAUCUAGCAAGACUUGGUCUUUGUGAGUCUGAUGAGAAUUGUAAAAGAUUUAUGGAUAGGUGUAUGCCUGAAGCAUUUAAAAAGCUCCUGACAUCGAGUGCUGUUCACAAAUGGGGCACUGAAAUUCACGAAGGAAUCUACAACAUGUUAAUGCUGUUAAUAGAGCUGGUUGCAGAGAGAAUAAAACAAGAUCCAAUUCCCAUUGGUCUUCUGGGUGUGCUGACAAUGGCUUUUAAUCCUGAUAAUGAAUACCACUUUAAAAACAGAAUGAAAGUCUCUCAAAGGAACUGGGCAGAAGUAUUUGGAGAGGGAAAUAUGUUUGCUGUUUCACCUGUAUCUACUUUUCAAAAGGAACCUCAUGGAUGGGUUGUGGAUCUGGUUAAUAAGUUUGGAGAAUUAGGAGGAUUUGCAGCAAUCCAAGCCAAGCUCCAUUCAGAAGAUAUAGAACUUGCGGCCGUCUCAGCAUUGGUGCAGCCCUUAGGAGUAUGUGCAGAGUAUCUGAAUCCCUCAGUAGUUCAGCCCAUGCUAGACCCAGUCAUCCUUACUACAAUACAGGAUGUGCGGAGUGUGGAAGAGAAAGACCUCAAAGACAAGAGACUGGUCAGCAUACCUGAGCUCUUGUCUGCCAUUAAGUUACUUUGCAUGCGCUUCCAGCCUGAUCUUGUAACGAUUGUGGAUGACCUUCGACUUGACAUCCUCCUGCGCAUGCUGAAGUCACCACAUUUCAGUGCUAAAAUGAAUUCCCUUAAAGAAGUAACCAAACUUAUAGAAGACAGCACUUUAUCCAAAUCUGUGAAGAAUGCGAUAGAUACAGACAGACUGUUAGACUGGCUAGUUGAAAACUCAGUUUUGUCAAUUGCACUGGAAGGCAACAUAGACCAAGCACAAUACUGUGAUCGUAUAAAGGGGAUUAUUGAACUCUUGGGCAGUAAAUUAUCAUUAGAUGAGCUCACUAAAAUUUGGAAGAUACAGUCAGGACAAUCAUCUACCGUGAUUGAGAACAUUCACACUAUUAUUGCGGCAGCAGCUGUGAAAUUUAAUUCUGAUCAGCUUAAUCAUUUGUUUGUCCUCAUUCAGAAGAGCUGGGAGACUGAAAGUGAUAGAGUGAGGCAGAAGCUUUUGAGCCUGAUUGGACGAAUAGGCCGGGAAGCUCGCUUUGAGACCACUUCUGGAAAGGUGUUGGAUGUACUCUGGGAACUGGCUCAUCUUCCAACCUUGCCCAGCAGUCUUAUUCAGCAAGCCCUGGAGGAGCACCUGACAAUCCUUAGUGAUGCAUAUGCAGUGAAAGAAGCAGUCAAGAGGAGCUACAUCAUUAAGUGCAUAGAAGAUAUUAAAAGGCCUGGAGAAUGGUCAGGUUUGGAAAAAAACAAGAAGGAUGGAUUCAAGUCAUCUCAGCUUAAUAAUCCCCAGUUUGUAUGGGUGGUACCAGCCUUGCGUCAGCUCCAUGAAAUUACCCGUUCAUUCAUUAAGCAAACCUAUCAAAAGCAAGACAAGAGCAUUAUUCAAGACUUGAAGAAAAAUUUUGAAAUAGUGAAAUUGGUAACGGGAAGUUUGAUAGCUUGUCAUCGACUCGCAGCAGCUGUGGCUGGGCCUGGGGGCCUCACUGGACUAACGCUCGUGGACGGCCGAUACACUUACCGGGAGUAUUUAGAGGCACAUCUGAAAUUUCUGGCAUUUUUCUUGCAAGAAGCUACAUUGUAUCUAGGUUGGAAUCGUGCCAAGGAAAUCUGGGAGUGCCUUGUAACAGGCCAGGAUGUUUGUGAACUAGAUAGAGAGAUGUGCUUUGAGUGGUUUACAAAAGGACAGCAUGAUCUUGAGAGUGACGUUCAGCAGCAGCUCUUCAAGGAGAAAAUUCUGAAAUUGGAGUCCUAUGAAAUCACUAUGAAUGGUUUUAACUUAUUUAAAACUUUUUUUGAAAAUGUGAAUCUCUGUGAUCAUCGAUUAAAAAGACAAGGAGCUCAGUUGUAUGUAGAAAAGCUGGAAUUAAUAGGAAUGGAUUUCAUUUGGAAAAUAGCCAUGGAAUCACCUGAUGAAGAAAUUGCUAAUGAAGCUAUUCAGUUAAUAAUAAAUUAUAGUUACAUUAAUCUAAAUCCUAGGUUAAAGAAGGACUCGGUAUCUUUACAUAAGAAAUUCAUUGCUGACUGCUACACAAGACUAGAAGCAGCCAGUUCAGCUCUUGGUGGCCCCACUCUAACACACGCUGUGACCAGAGCCACAAAAAUGCUUACAGCAACUGCCAUGCCAACUGUAGCAACAUCAGUUCAGUCCCCAUAUAGGUCCACCAAACUUGUAAUAAUUGAGAGAUUGCUACUUCUGGCAGAACGCUAUGUGAUCACUAUAGAGGAUUUUUACUCUGUUCCACGAACAAUUCUACCUCAUGGUGCCUCGUUUCAUGGACAUCUUUUAACUCUUAAUGUUACCUAUGAGUCUACCAAAGAUACAUUCACUGUAGAGGCCCACAGUAAUGAAACUAUAGGGAGUGUGCGGUGGAAGAUAGCCAAGCAGUUGUGCUCUCCUGUGGAUAAUAUUCAGAUAUUUACAAAUGAUAGCCUGUUGACAGUGAAUAAAGACCAAAAGCUGCUCCACCAGCUGGGCUUUUCUGAUGAGCAGGUCCUUACAGUGAAGACCUCUGGCAGCGGAACCCCCUCUGGGAGCUCAGCAGAUUCUUCAACCAGCUCCAGUAGCAGCAGCAGUGGAGUCUUUAGUUCAUCAUAUGCCAUGGAGCAGGAGAAAUCUCUCCCUGGUGUGGUAAUGGCUCUCGUAUGCAAUGUGUUUGAUAUGCUUUACCAGCUUGCCAACCUAGAGGAGCCAAGGAUAACUCUGCGAGUACGAAAACUUCUGCUCUUGAUACCCACUGAUCCAGCUAUUCAGGAAGCCCUUGAUCAACUCGAUUCUUUAGGCAGAAAGAAAACGUUGUUGUCUGAAUCAAGCUCUCAGUCUUCAAAAUCUCCGUCCCUCUCUUCAAAACAGCAGCAUCAGCCAAGUGCCAGUUCCAUCUUAGAAAGUCUGUUUCGAUCUUUUGCUCCAGGAAUGUCCACCUUUAGAGUGCUCUACAACUUGGAAGUUCUAAGCUCCAAACUCAUGCCAACAGCUGACGAUGACAUGGCAAGAAGCUGUGCAAAAUCCUUCUGUGAGAACUUCCUCAAGGCAGGCGGCUUGAGUUUGGUUGUAAAUGUCAUGCAAAGGGAUUCCAUCCCAUCAGAAGUAGACUACGAGACCAGGCAAGGUGUUUAUUCCAUCUGUCUGCAACUUGCCAGAUUUUUACUUGUUGGACAGACAAUGCCCACAUUAUUAGAUGAAGACCUCACCAAAGAUGGCGUAGAAGCACUUGCUUCUCGUCCAUUCCGAAAUGUCAGCCGGCAGACAAGCAGACAGAUGUCCUUAUGCGGUACUCCGGAAAAGUCAUCCUAUCGACAGUUGUCAGUAUCAGAUAGGUCUUCUAUCAGGGUUGAGGAAAUCAUCCCUGCUGCUCGAGUCGCAAUACAAACUAUGGAAGUAAGUGAUUUCACUUCUACUGUGGCUUGUUUCAUGAGAUUAUCAUGGGCUGCGGCUGCGGGACGACUUGACCUCGUUGGGAGUAGCCAACCAAUUAAAGAAAGUAAUUCUCUGUUUCCUGCUGGAAUUCGAAACAGACUCAGCAGUUCAGGAAGCAAUUGUAGCUCUGGAAGUGAAGGAGAGCCAGUAGCCCUGCAUGCAGGAAUCUGUGUCCGGCAACAGUCUGUGUCCACCAAAGACUCACUGAUUGCUGGAGAAGCUUUGUCUCUUCUUGUUACAUGCCUGCAGCUUCGGAGCCAGCAACUGGCAUCCUUCUAUAACUUGCCCUGUGUUGCUGAUUUUAUCAUUGAUAUUCUGCUUGGAUCACCAAGUGCUGAGAUCCGCCGUGUCGCCUGUGACCAGCUAUACACUCUCAGUCAAACAGACACUUCUGCUCAUCCAGAUGUGCAGAAGCCAAAUCAGUUCCUUCUAGGUGUCAUUCUCACAGCUCAGCUGCCUCUCUGGUCCCCAACUAGCAUCAUGAGAGGAGUCAAUCAGAGACUAUUAUCUCAGUGUAUGGAGUAUUUUGACUUGAGGUGCCAGUUAUUAGAUGAUCUGACAACUUCAGAAAUGGAACAGUUACGAAUUAGCCCAGCUACCAUGCUUGAAGAUGAAAUUACUUGGCUGGAUAACUUUGAGCCUAACCGCACAGCUGAGUGUGAGACUAGUGAAGCAGACAACAUCUUAUUGGCGGGACACUUGCGGCUCAUUAAGACCCUUCUUUCACUCUGUGGGGCAGAGAAGGAAAUGCUUGGUUCAUCACUCAUUAAACCAUUGUUAGAUGACUUCCUUUUCCGAGCUUCUAGAAUUAUUUUAAAUAGUCAUUCUCCAGCUGGCAGUGCCGCCAUCAGUCAACAGGACUUUCAUCCAAAGUGCAGCACAGUGAAUAGCCGCUUAGCAGCCUAUGAAGUCCUUGUAAUGUUGGCUGAUAGUUCACCUUCAAAUCUUCAAAUUGUUGCAAAAGAACUACUUUCUAUGCAUCAUCAACCUGACCCUGCUCUUACCAAAGAGUUUGAUUACCUUCCCCCAGUGGACAGCAGGUCCAGUUCAGGGUUUGUGGGGCUGAGGAAUGGCGGUGCAACUUGUUACAUGAACGCAGUCUUCCAGCAGCUGUAUAUGCAACCUGGGCUUCCUGAGUCACUACUUUCAGUGGAUGAUGACACAGACAAUCCAGAUGAUAGUGUAUUCUACCAAGUACAAUCUCUCUUCGGGCAUUUGAUGGAAAGCAAGUUACAGUAUUAUGUACCUGAGAAUUUCUGGAAGAUUUUCAAGAUGUGGAACAAAGAACUCUAUGUGAGAGAACAGCAAGAUGCAUAUGAAUUCUUUACUAGUCUCAUUGAUCAGAUGGAUGAAUAUCUCAAGAAAAUGGGGAGAGACCAAAUUUUUAAGAAUACUUUUCAGGGCAUCUAUUCUGAUCAGAAGAUCUGUAAAGACUGUCCUCACAGGUAUGAGCGUGAGGAAGCUUUCAUGGCACUCAAUCUAGGAGUUACUUCUUGUCAGAGUCUGGAAAUUUCUUUGGACCAGUUUGUUAGAGGAGAAGUUCUAGAAGGAAGUAAUGCAUACUACUGUGAAAAAUGUAAAGAAAAGAGAAUAACAGUGAAAAGGACCUGCAUUAAGUCUUUACCUAGUGUGUUAGUCAUUCACCUGAUGAGAUUUGGAUUUGACUGGGAAAGCGGACGCUCCAUUAAAUAUGAUGAACAAAUAAGGUUUCCCUGGAUGCUAAACAUGGAGCCCUACACAGUUUCAGGAAUGGCUCGCCAGGAUUCAUCCUCUGAAGUUGGUGAAAAUGGCAGAAGUAUGGAUCAGGGAGGUGGAGGAUCCCCACGGAAGAAAGUUGCCCUUACAGAAAACUAUGAACUUGUCGGUGUCAUUGUGCACAGUGGGCAGGCACACGCAGGCCACUACUAUUCUUUCAUUAAGGACAGGCGGGGGUGUGGAAAAGGAAAGUGGUAUAAAUUUAAUGACACAGUUAUAGAAGAAUUUGAUCUAAACGAUGAGACUCUGGAGUAUGAAUGCUUUGGAGGAGAAUAUAGACCAAAAGUUUACGAUCAAACAAACCCUUACACUGACGUGCGUCGAAGAUACUGGAACGCCUAUAUGCUGUUCUACCAAAGGGUAUCUGAUCAAAACUCUCCAGUGUUGCCAAAGAAAAGUCGAGUCAGCGUUGUCAGGCAGGAAGCUGAGGAUCUCUCUCUGUCAGCUCCGUCUUCACCAGAAAUUUCACCUCAGUCAUCUCCUCGGCCCCAUCGGCCUAACAAUGACCGACUCUCUAUUCUGACCAAACUGGUUAAAAAAGGCGAGAAAAAAGGACUGUUUGUGGAGAAAAUGCCUGCUCGAAUAUACCAGAUGGUGAGAGAUGAAAACCUCAAGUUUAUGAAGAAUAGAGAUGUGUACAGUAGUGAUUAUUUCAGUUUUGUUUUGUCUUUAGCUUCAUUGAAUGCUACUAAAUUAAAGCAUCCAUAUUAUCCUUGCAUGGCAAAGGUGAGCUUGCAACUUGCUAUUCAGUUCCUUUUCCAAACUUACCUACGGACAAAGAAAAAACUCAGGGUUGACACUGAAGAAUGGAUUGCUACUAUCGAAGCAUUACUUUCAAAAAGUUUUGAUGCUUGCCAGUGGCUUGUUGAAUAUUUUAUUAGUUCUGAAGGACGGGAGUUAAUAAAGAUUUUCUUAUUGGAGUGCAGCGUGAGAGAAGUACGAGUUGCUGUGGCCACCAUUCUGGAGAAAACCUUAGACAGUGCCUUGUUUUAUCAAGAUAAGUUAAAAAGCCUUCAUCAGUUACUGGAAGUACUACUUGCCCUUCUGGAUAAAGAUGUCCCAGAAAAUUGCAAAAACUGUGCUCAGUACUUUUUCCUGUUCAACACCUUUGUGCAAAAGCAGGGGAUUAGAGCCGGAGAUCUUCUCCUGCAGCACUCGGCACUGAGACACAUGAUCAGCUUCCUCCUCGGGGCCAGUCGGCAGAACAACCAGAUACGCCGUUGGAGCUCAGCACAAGCACGAGAAUUUGGGAAUCUGCACAAUACAGUGGCGUUACUGGUCUUGCAUUCAGAUGUCUCUUCCCAGAGGAACGUUGCUCCCGGCGUAUUUAAGCAGCGGCCACCUAUCAGCAUUGCUCCCUCAAGCCCCCUGCUGCCCCUCCAUGAGGAAGUGGAAGCCUUGCUGUUCCUGUCAGAAGGGAAGCCUUACUUGUUGGAGGUCAUGUUUGCUCUCCGAGAGCUGACGGGCUCGCUGCUAACCCUCACGGAGAUGGUGGUGUACUGCUGUUUCUGCAACGAGCACUUCUCCUUCACCAUGCUGCACUUCAUUAAGAACCAACUAGAAACUGCUCCACCCCAUGAGUUAAAGAACACAUUCCAGCUGCUUCAUGAGAUACUGGUCAUUGAAGAUCCCAUUCAAGUGGAGCGAGUCAAAUUUGUGUUUGAGACAGAAAAUGGAUUACUGGCUUUGAUGCACCACAGUAAUCAUGUGGACAGCAGUCGCUGCUACCAGUGUGUCAAGUUCCUUGUAACUCUUGCUCAAAAGUGUCCUGCUGCUAAAGAAUACUUCAAAGAGAAUUCCCAUCACUGGAGCUGGGCUGUGCAGUGGCUACAGAAGAAGAUGUCAGAACAUUACUGGACACCACAGAGCAACGUCUCUAAUGAAACAUCAACUGGAAAGACCUUUCAGCGAACCAUCUCAGCUCAGGACACAUUAGCAUAUGCCACAGCUCUGCUGAAUGAAAAAGAACAAUCGGGAAGCAGUAAUGGGUCAGAGAGCAGUCCUGCCAACGAGAAUGGAGAAAGGCACUUGCAGCAGGGUUCAGAAUCUCCCAUGAUGAUUGGUGAGCUAAGAAGUGACCUUGAUGACGUCGAUCCAUAGAGGGAUGUAGCCAGCACCUGACGAGACCGGAUGUCAGCAACUUCUGAAAACAGAAUCUCAUCUUUGAAACCCUUGGCAGAGCCUGGGGACAGGCCAGGAGGCUGCAGGACUCUGGGGGCCACGUCCUCAAGGAAGCUGCCUCGUCCACGAGGAGGCUGGGAGGAAGCCAGUAUGGGCCAGCUCUCCGGUCACCGCCCACACUUGGGUGGACGUUUCUGUGGAGAUUUUAGGAAAUAAAGCUAGCGGCAGAUUUUUGUUACAUGAACAUACAAGAGUGAGGGUAAAGCUGUUGCUUUCUCCAUGAUACAACAAAAAAAAAUUCCUUUUGCUUUUUAUAUUUUAAGAAAGGAAAAAAAAGAGCUGCCUUUAGGUUUGUGGGGGCAAAUUUUUAAUCUUGCAGUAACAUUUGAGUAGGAAUAUCCAAUUUAAAUGAUGUAAAGAUAAUGUGGUAAAAUUCUUUUUCGUUGUAAAAUAGUAGUUAAAGAAUUCAGUUUACACAGACCUUUGUAUUUAAUAUGUCUCCCUCUUUGUAUAGAAUUUCUGAUGAGUCUGAUGUGAGCCCUGGGCAUAAGCUUAAACCCUGACGAAAUGUUGCCAGGAUCAAAAAUUGGGAAAUUAUUAAGCUCUUCGAGGUAUUUUUCUGAUAUGAUUAAGAUUUAAAAGAGCAAUAAAAAAAGCUGUGUUCUUCCGAAGUGCAGGAUGCAUCUUUGACAUCAGUCAUUAAAGAAGUUACGAAUGGUUCCCAAAUUUUAAAAACAGCAAAAUAAAAAGCACUUUAAGAUAC